AUAUCAGUGUAACACACAACAUUGGCAGGCAGCCCUGAGCUGGAGUAGAGAAACAACACAUCUAGCAGAUAACGGAAUUAUAUAAGUAUUAAAAUAUAUUUUCACCAGUAUAUUACCGAAUGUUAAGUAGUUAAUCAAUGUAGCUAAUGGUGCUGCGAUAGGUAACAUUAACCCUCAACAUUUCUUAGCUGGCACAAGCUAGUUAGCUCGGAGCUAGCUAUAUUUGAUAAUUAUUGGAAAGUCUGGCAAGUGGUAGCUAGGUUUCUUAUAACCAUGUAGCUAGCUACUGUAAUGUUAAAUAUCAAUUGACAAACAGUUUGCUAACUCGACGUUAAAAUAUGUACAUUCAUUCAUCAUCAUUUGAUUUACAAGGCGAGCGAAAAUCUAUGUAUAAACAGUCUGAAAAUAGCUUCUUCAAACGUGGUGAAAAGACAAGCCCUAUCAGUGUAAUUUUGGUUACUUCGGGUAGCCGAGGGAACAAAUUGCUCUUUAGGUACCCAUUUCAACGGGUUGCAGAUUGCACAUCAUCACUCACGACAAAACAGCGAAGUCCAUAUGCAUUGAACACUACAGGAGAUGUUCUUGAAGACCCAGAUGGAGAUUCAAGAGAACAAACUCCAUUAACUGAUCAACAGUUGGUAGCAGGGUUCUCUGACAUCAUCCUCGCCACUAUCUUGGCCACCAAGUCUGAUAUGUGUGGGAAGAAGUUUGAGCUGAAGAUAGACAAUGUGCGUUUCGUUGGGCACCCCACCCUCCUCCAGCAUCCUCACACCAUUCAGGUGUCCAAGACAGACCCCUCACCUAAGAGGGAGAUGCCCACCAUGAUCCUGUUUAGUGUUGUGUUUGCUCUGAGGGCCAACGCCGACCCGUCCGUCAUCAGCUGCAUGCACAACCUGUCCCGGCGUAUCGCCAUCGCCCUGCAGCACGAGGAGCGCCGCUGCCAGUACCUCACCAGAGAGGCCAAGCUGAUGCUGGCCGUGCAGGACGAGGUCACCAACAUGACCGAGACUGAUGGCAGCCCUCAGUCACCGUUCAGACAAAUCCUUCCUAAAUGCAAGCUUGCCAGGGACUUGAAAGAGGCAUAUGAUAGCCUGUGUACAACAGGGGUGGUGAGGCUCCAUAUCAACAACUGGCUGGAGGUGAGCUUCUGUUUACCUCACAAGAUCCACCGGGUAGGGGGCAACCACGUACCCCCAGAGGCUCUGGAGCGUAGCCUCAAGGCCAUAAGGCCGUAUCAUGCUCUGCUGUUGCUGGACAGCGAGAAGGCUCUGCUUGCCCAGCUGCCUUUGGAUUGCUCUCCUGCUCUGGUGCGCCUCAUUAAGACCUGCUCUGCAGUCAAGAACCUGCAGCAGCUGGCACAGGAUGCAGACCUGAACCUGCUACAGAUCUUCCAGAUUGCGGCUCACCUGGUGUACUGGGGAAAAGCCAUCAUAGUGUACCCUCUGUGUGAGAACAAUGUCUACAUGCUGUCCCCACACGCCAACAUCAGCCUGUACUCUCCAUUGGCUGAGGCGUUUGGCCAGCAGUUCCCAGGUCAUGACCUGCCUUCCAUGCUGGCCAAGUUCUCCCUGCCCCUCUCACUGUCUGAGUUUAGGAACCCACUGGAUGCGUCUGUGCAGGAGGCCCAGCUGAUCCAGAUGGUGGUGUGGAUGCUCCAGCGGCGCCUGCUGAUCCAGCUCCAUACCUAUGUGUGUCUGCUGGUCCCCCCCAGUGAGGAGGAGCCAGGUCUGCUGCGGGACGAGGAGCUCCCCCUGGUGGCCCGGGUGGGGGGACGCAGCCUCAGCACGCCCAGCGCACUCAGCUUCGGAUCUCCAACCAGCAGUGAUGACAUGACCCUGACCAGUCCCAGUAUGGAUAACUCCAGUGCAGAACUGCUUCCUGGUGGAGACUCUCCACUAAACAGGAGGAUGACCGAGACGUUACUGGCCAGCCUGACAGAGCACGAGCGCCAGGUCAUCCUCAAUAUCCCAGCUGCACAAAGUCCUGAAGACCUGCGCAUGUUUGCCAGGCUGCUGCACUACUUCCGAGGGCACCAUCACCUGGAGGAGAUCAUGUAUAAUGAAAACAUGAGGCGAUCUCAGCUGAAGACCCUCUUUGACAAAUUCAGAAGUGUUCUGGUGGUCACCAACCAUGAGGACCCUGUCAUCUCCCUCUUCCAGUCUCCUCUGGAGUAGAGAGGUCUGUCAUCUCCCUCUUCCACUCUCCUCUGGAGUAGAGAGGUCUGUCAUCUCCCUCUUCCACUCUCCUCUGGAGUAGAGAGGUCUGUCAUCUCCCUCUUCCACUCUCCUCUGGAGUAGAGAGGUCUGUCAUC
Molecule: messenger RNA, 2311 nt
Organism: Oncorhynchus tshawytscha (Chinook salmon)
Lineage: Eukaryota; Metazoa; Chordata; Actinopteri; Salmoniformes; Salmonidae
Product: GATOR complex protein NPRL3-like
Exons: 14
Coding region: 339-2174 (611 amino acids)
Biological process (GO): cellular response to amino acid starvation; negative regulation of TORC1 signaling; positive regulation of autophagy
Cellular component (GO): GATOR1 complex
Source: RefSeq, a predicted model, not a curated record